Myripristis murdjan (pinecone soldierfish) is the source of this 5624-nucleotide messenger RNA. Its product is annotated as ubiquitin-protein ligase E3A. NCBI's taxonomy places the organism in Eukaryota, Metazoa, Chordata, Actinopteri, Holocentriformes, Holocentridae. The record is from RefSeq and is a predicted model, not a curated record. Gene Ontology annotation, biological process: protein polyubiquitination; ubiquitin-dependent protein catabolic process. Gene Ontology annotation, molecular function: ubiquitin protein ligase activity. The transcript is spliced from 11 exons. Bases 237 to 2915 code for a protein of 892 amino acids.
CCCAGGCUCCGCCGCUGGCUGACGGUGAAGUCAAGAUGGCUGUGAACGAAAGACAGAGGAGAGAGCAUGUAGCGGAAAGGCCGUAACUGAAGUUUUAACUGAGAAAAUCGCUCACAGAUCACCCGGACCUUACAGAUUCAGAGUCGCUUUUUUAAUCCAAGUAGUUACUCACCCUGCGGAGGAACUGGUGCAUUCACAAACACCGACAGAAGAAACAACUGAGGAUAAAGUCUCGUAUGAAUUCCGACGAGAAGGAGGACUGUGAGUGUGCGUCACCACAGGCCGAGACGAGCCCCGCAAGAGAAAACGAGGAGCCUGAAAUAGAAAACCCAGAAGCAAGCCGAAUGAAGCGAGCAGCUGCCAAACAUCUAAUAGAGCGCUAUUACCACCAGUUAACUGAGGGCUGUGGAAAUGACUCAUGCUCCAACUCGUGGUGUGCCUCGUCGAUGGGCUUCCACCGCAUGGACAACAACGCAGCAGCGGUCAAGGCCCUGGAGCUCUACAAGGUCAAUGCCAAACUGUGUGACCCCCACCCCUCGAAGAAAGGCACUACCUCAGCCUACCUGGAGAGCAGCGCUCACAACAACUCAGCCUGCAGCAACAGGAAAAUUAACCACAAAGAUGUCCAUUCUGUAAGGGACGAUUUCAAAGAUGUGAAUUUCCUGACAGAGGAGAAAGUGUAUGAGAUCUUGGACAUCUGUGGCGAAAAGGAGGACUACUCCCCUCUCAUCCGAGUAAUAGGUCGGGUGUUCUCAAGCGCUGAGGGCCUUGUGCAGAGCUUCCGGAGAUCCAAACCUCACACGAAGGAGGAACUCAAGUCUCUACAAGGUAAGGAUGAGGAUAAGGAUGAGGAUGAGAAGGAGGCAGCUGCCUGUUCGACCACAGCAAUGGAGGAGGACUCUCCCGCCUCCUCUUCCUCAUCAAGGCUUGGUGAGGGCUCCUCGGGGGACAACGAUAUCCAAAAGCUGGGUCCUGAUGAGGUGUCAGUGGACAUUGAAGCAGUGCGGCGGAUCUAUGAGCGCCUGCUAUCCAACGAGAAGAUCGAAGCAGCCUUUCUGAACGCGCUGGUCUACCUGUCGCCCAACGUGGAGUGUGACCUGACGUACCACAAUGUGUACUCCAGAGACCCGAACUACCUAAACCUUUUUGUCAUAGUGAUGGAGAACAGCAACCUCCACAGCCCAGAGUACCUGGAGAUUGCCCUUCCACAGUUCUGCAAGGCCAUGAGCAAACUGCCUCUGGCGGCCCUGGCCAAGCUGGCACGCCUUUGGUCGCACUAUAGUGCGGAUCAGAUCAGGCGCAUGAUGGAGACCUUCCAGCAACUCAUCACUUAUAAGGUGAUUAGCAACGAGUUCAACAGCCGCAACCUGGUCAAUGAUGAUGACGCAGUGGUCGCGGCCACCAAGUGCUUGAAGAUCGUCUACUAUGCAAACGUGCUGGGCGGUGACCUGGACACAGAACACAACGAGGAAGAGGACGAGGAGCCCAUCCCAGAGUCCAGCGAGCUUACCCUUCAGGAGCUGCUGGGCGAGGAACGGCGCAACAAAAAGGGUCCACGAGUGGAUCCGCUGGAGACGGAGCUGGGGAUCCGCACCAACGAUUGCCGACGGCCGCUCAUCCCCUUUGAGGAGUUUGUCAAUGAGCCCCUCAACGAGGUGCUGGAGAUGGACAAGGACUACACUUUCUUUAAGGUUGAAACAGAAAACAAGUUCUCCUUCAUGACCUGUCCCUUCAUCCUCAAUGCUGUCACCAAGAACCUGGGCCUGUAUUAUGACAACCGCAUCCGUAUGUACAGUGAGCGCCGCAUCACUGUACUGUACAGCCUGGUGCAGGGCCAGCAGCUCAACCCUUACCUGAGGCUCAAAGUGCGCAGAGAUCACAUCAUCGAUGAUGCUCUGGUCAGGCUUGAAAUGAUCGCAAUGGAGAAUCCUGCAGACUUGAAGAAGCAGCUGUACGUGGAGUUUGAAGGCGAGCAAGGUGUUGAUGAAGGAGGCGUUUCCAAAGAGUUCUUUCAGCUUGUGGUGGAGGAAAUCUUCAAUCCAGAUAUUGGGAUGUUCACAUACGACGAGCGCACCAAACUUUUCUGGUUCAACCCGUCGUCGUUUGAGAAUGAAGGCCAGUAUACGCUAAUUGGCAUCGUUCUGGGUCUGGCCAUCUACAACAACUGCAUCCUGGAUGUCCACUUCCCCAUGGUGGUGUACAGGAAGCUGAUGGGCAAGAAAGGCACGUUUCGGGACCUGGCUGACUCCAAUCCGGUGCUGUACCAGAGUCUGAAAGAGUUGCUGGAGUACGAGGGCAGCGUGGAGGAGGACAUGAUGAUCACCUUCCAGAUUUCACAGACAGACCUGUUUGGAAACCCGCUCAUGUAUGACUUAAGGGAAAACGGGGACAAGAUCCCUGUCACAAAUGAUAACAGAAAGGAGUUUGUGGCUCAGUACGCCGAGUACAUGCUGAACAAAAGCGUGGAGAAGCAGUUCAAGGCCUUCAGGAGAGGCUUUCACAUGGUCACCAACGAGUCGCCAUUGAAAUAUCUAUUCCGGCCAGAGGAGAUUGAGCUCCUCAUUUGUGGAAGCAGGAACCUAGACUUCCUAGCACUUGAAGAAACAACAGAAUAUGACGGUGGUUACAACAGAGAUUCUCGAAUCAUCAAGGAAUUUUGGGAGACAUUGCACUCAUUUGGCGAGGAGCAGAAGCGUCUGUUCCUGCAGUUCACAACCGGCACUGACCGGGCGCCCGUGGGUGGCCUGGGCAAGCUGAAGAUGAUCAUCGCUAAGAACGGCCCAGACACCGACAGGUUACCCACGUCUCACACUUGCUUUAAUGUGCUGCUGCUGCCCGAGUACAGCAGCAAGGAGAAGCUGAGGGAGAGACUGCUGAAAGCCAUCACCUACGCCAAAGGGUUUGGCAUGCUCUGAGCCCCCCUCCACACACACACACUGCAAAAGGACUCCUUUUCAGAAAGCCCCAUUAAAGCCCUGCCCCGCCUCGCCCCCUGCCCCUUCCUCCUCCCCUCGUCCAAUAAUGGAAACGACCUAAAAGAUGACAAAAUACAGAUACAGAUCAUAAAAACAAUUUGAGGAAAAGCAAGUAAAAAAUAACACAGGAUAAAAGGUUUGAAUGAUAUAGAGCGCUCUAGUAGUCCUUCAGCUGUGCCUGCAUCAUCCCACAUCACUUGGUGUAAGCACAGAGACCUCAUGCGAUCAAACCCCCUCCCUCCCUCCCUCCCUCCCCCCUGCAUACACAUUAUGUCAAUGUGCUGCAGCCCCCCCACCCCCACCCUUCUUUCUAUGUACAGAAAGGAUCUUUUUUUUCUUUAUUAUUUAUUUUAAGGUUGGAAUUGGUUAUUUUUCAUGCCUGUCUGUUGUGAUAGCUACCUAGCUGGUGGGAAGGGGAGGAGUGGGAUUAAAUUAUGUGAAUCGGGACAAUGCAUAAACAAAUAAAUAUAAACCUUGAUAUUUGUUGAUGCAAAACAAAGCUGUAUCCAUGUAGUCCUAAACUCUUGUCUAGUCGACCAGUUUCUCCCAGUUUGAUUACUUCUACGCAUCGUGUUUCUCUCCUCGGAGGAAAGAGCCCUUCCCAGCCAUUCAGCUCACAACCAUCGGUUAUCUUUUAUUUCCAGUACAUUUUUCAUCAGAGUUAGCAUUUGGAAAGUCACUGUCGUUUUGUCUCAAAUGGCACAUUAUCAGAUAGCAUUUUUAUUUUUAAUUUGUCUUUUUUUUUUUUUCCUUUUGCGCCAUUUGGAACACCGCGGGUUAUACUAAAAUCUUGUCAGAGCUGUGUAAGUGCACUUAGACAUUUUCAGAAUGUUUUUUUUUUCUUUCUUUCUUUCUUUCUUUUUUUUUUGGGCCACAGAUUGCCAUGAUUGUUUGCAGCAUUUUAUUUCCAUGUCUUCCUGUGUUGACAAUUCUCAAUAAAUAAAAAAAAAAAACAGUAUUUAUAAAUUAGUGCGGUUGGAACCAGAAUACCCUAUUGUGCACAUUUUAGAAGAUUAUUUACACACUUUAGACCAGUCACUGAUAAAGACGGGCUCAGCAGUGUGAUGUAGCUCUUAGAGCCAAACGGCUUGUAUCGACAUACCAACAUAGAGCUGCUCUUGUGCCAACUAAUACAGCCACCUGAUUGGCUAACUCCCCCCCAGUUAUUUCUUGGCGCAGGCACUUUGUGUUGCCUCCUUAUGAAUUAGUCCUCUAGAAAUAGACACUCCACACUGCAGAGUCUGUUAAAUAUAACCCUGGUUUAGCUGUAACCUCCACCUGUAGAGUCAAGGCAUCGUGUGCUAAAUAAAGUGUCUACAGACAUUUGCCAAUUGUCACUGAUAAAGCUUCGGUCCCCUGUGAUCUGGACAAAAAAAAGUCUCAUAAUGGCACUUUUUUUGUUUUGUAAUAUAGAUUGGAAUACCAACUGUGAAAUAACUUCCUCCUCAGCCUUGGCAGUUCUUUUUCUCCGCGCUUUUUAUUUUAUUUCUUUUUCUUUUCUUUUUUUUUUUUAAAGGUUCUGGACAGUUUAAUAGGGGAGUAAUCACUCUUUGAAGAGGGCUGAAGUGAUGCUGCAUGCUGUCCUCACAAAAGGAGUCCCAGUGCUCAGCAGUGGCUGAUUCCCUUCCCCUGCACUCGUCUGAAUUUAGACAAGAUUCAGCAAACAUUCAGCUGUUAUUUGACAAGUCAGGUUGACUAAGAACAUUUUUUUUGUUCAUUUUUUUUUUGUUUGUUUUUUAAAGCAACACCCUAGGAGAGUUAAUACAUAUUCAUAUAUUCUAACCUAGCAAGGACUGCAACAGUCUUUGUUGGUCAACGAGAAGCUUCUUUGGAGCAGUUGGGGGAUAAGUGCCUUGCUCAUGGGCAUUUCAAUGGUUGUUGUAGAUAAAGGUGAUGGUGUAUAAUGAUGAGGUUAGUGCCCCCCCGCCUGCCGCCCCCUUCCUCAGCUGUGUGGGUGCAGGAGGAGCGUACAAGAGGGAACACUGAAACACUGCUCAGAUUUGGGUGAUGUUAGCAACAGUAUGCCACUAAAACCAAGGUGCUCAGGCCACCGCGACAUAACACAGCAACCCUGAGCCAUUUUGUCUGUUCUAUUUGCUCUUAUUUUCUCAUGUCCUUGGUUUUCAGCCAGACCUGGGGAGAAAUAAUAGUGUCUAAAAUACUUUUUAUGAUUUGUUCUUGCCUCUUGAGGUGCCAGGCGGGUGGGUAUCGCCAGUCGGGAUGGCAAAGUGCCAGAAAGUUUGGACAAACACUGGAAAGAGAAACAACAGUAAACUUUUGUGGAAUUAACUGGCAUUGUCCCGACUGGAGUAAACCCCCAACCGCGUGGAACUCGAGGCAGGUUAAAAUAAACUCCCGAGAUUUAUUUACCGCUGUUAGUGGACCCAGGUCUGAUUUAAAGCUGUCUGUCAUUUCUUUGUACCUUUUGAUUUGAACUGCUGAAGAUGCUGCUCACACGGACUUGUAAAGGACUUAUAGGGGCCUUGUGAAGGCGAAAGGAGAAAGGGUUAACCUUAUCUGGGGAAGGGAAGCAGUUCUUUGUCGGUUGGCUUGAAUCAACAGUUAACAUUUGAAAAAGACACAAAUUGAUGAAAGGCUAAAGUAUCAAGUGUUGUGAAAACAUGCUAAAUAAAAGUGACUGCUUUUUUC